UUGUAGUUGUUAGCUCUGUAUUAGCACUUCCCCUACCUCACCUUCUUUCUGUCCCUUUCCAUUUUUUCUGUCAAAGUUAGCUAACGCGUUUCGUGUCAAAAGACUUAAAACAUGCGUUACGUGGCUGCUUACUUGUUAGCUGUCCUGGGCGGCAAAACCAAUCCCGUCGCCGCAGACCUCGAGAAGAUCCUCAGCUCCGUCGGGGUGGAAGCUGACGGCGACAGAGUGAAAAAAGUCAUUUCCGAGCUCAACGGCAAGUCCAUCGAUGAUGUCAUCGCACAAGGCCGUGAGAAAUUGAGCUCCAUGCCGGUGGGAGGUGGUGGUGCAGCCGCACCAGUCGCCGCAGCGGUCGCUGCCCCCGCAGCUGAGGAAAAGAAAGAAGCCAAAAAGGAGGAGAAGAAAGAAGAAUCGGAGUCCGACGACGACGACAUGGGCUUCGCGCUCUUCGACUAAGACCUUAUUCCUUACAUUGUAUAUUUUGUAAGAUCAAACCUGAUUUUCUAAUAAAAAUGUUAAGUUGA
This is a messenger RNA of Anoplophora glabripennis (Asian longhorned beetle), 521 nucleotides long. It is a transcript of the gene RpLP2, whose product is annotated as 60S acidic ribosomal protein P2. The coding region runs from base 112 to 453 and encodes 113 amino acids. Lineage: Eukaryota; Metazoa; Arthropoda; Insecta; Coleoptera; Cerambycidae. Gene Ontology annotation, molecular function: structural constituent of ribosome. The transcript has 4 exons. Gene Ontology annotation, biological process: cytoplasmic translational elongation. Gene Ontology annotation, cellular component: cytosolic large ribosomal subunit; ribosome. The record is from RefSeq and is a predicted model, not a curated record.